UUGAAUAUAUUAGAGCAAUUACAAAGAAUCAAAGUUACAGCCAAUGUAUUAAGGAAAACAAAUAUCGUACAAAACGUUAAAAAACUUAAAGAAUCUAAUCAUCCAAAAUUAUCAAAGAAGGCUAAUAAAAUUAUUAAAAAAUGGAAAAGGGAUCUUAAGGAUGAAAAAGAAAGUAAAAAAAGAUUGAUUGGACUCUUUUUGAUAUCUUCAAGACAUGCAUCAUCAAGUUCAUCUAUCUCUUCAAUGUCUUCAAUGUCUUCAAUGUCUUCAAGUGAUUCAGAAACUUCUUUAACAGCAAACUCAUCGACUCCAAUUGAAAAUAAACGUACAAUUCAAACAGAUAAUAUAAGUUUCCUUAGUACUGGGAAUUCAGCUCGAGAUAAAGCAACUGAAUUAUUUUACUCUUCUAUUGGUUUAGAUAGCAUUGCAAGUCCAGAGUUAUUACUUCAUCGUGCUAUUAAGAUUGAAACUAAAAUAUUUGAAUUAUGUAAUGAAUUUAUUAAUACCACUUACAAAUUAAAAAUUCGUUCACUUGCUUUAAACUUGAAAAGUAAUCCAAACCUAAGGGAAAGAGUGAUAAAUGGUGAAAUAUCGAGUGACAAGUUAUGUAAAAUGAGUACUGAAGAUAUGGCUUCUGAAGAAUCUAAAGAAAGAAAUCAAAAAUUAGCAGAGGAAGCAUUAUUUAAAGCAAGAGGAAUAGUCAUGUCUGAAAAGCAAGCAGAAACUGAUAUAUUUCAGUGUAAAAAAUGCAAUAAAAGAACAUGUAUUUAUUUUCAAUUACAAACAAAGUCUUCAGAUGAAUCUACGACAAUUUAUGUUUUAUGUGUUAAUUGUUCUCAUCGCUGGAAGGUAAGUAUCCUUUCCCCCCCUUUAUUCAAUAUGAAUAUCAUAAAGAGUCACUUAUUCUAA
This is a messenger RNA of Cokeromyces recurvatus, 909 nucleotides long. Its product is annotated as transcription factor S-II, central domain-containing protein. Gene Ontology annotation, cellular component: nucleus. NCBI's taxonomy places the organism in Eukaryota, Fungi, Mucoromycota, Mucoromycetes, Mucorales, Mucoraceae. The coding region runs from base 244 to 909 and encodes 221 amino acids. The record is from RefSeq and is a predicted model, not a curated record. The transcript is spliced from 5 exons. Gene Ontology annotation, molecular function: zinc ion binding; nucleic acid binding. Gene Ontology annotation, biological process: transcription elongation by RNA polymerase I; regulation of mRNA 3'-end processing; DNA-templated transcription.